Branchiostoma belcheri (Belcher's lancelet) is the source of this 2988-nucleotide messenger RNA. RefSeq lists its product as uncharacterized. The coding region runs from base 100 to 1617 and encodes 505 amino acids. The transcript is spliced from 2 exons. Lineage: Eukaryota; Metazoa; Chordata; Leptocardii; Amphioxiformes; Branchiostomatidae. The record is from RefSeq and is a predicted model, not a curated record.
UCUGACCUUGCCGGCUCUCUUACCGGGUUGACAUUCGGAGAGGGUGGUCGGUGGGAAAACAGAACAGCGCGCCGGCCGGUGUUUCUUCAGUGAACUAAGAUGUGCAAAGUGUGCUCUUCUAUCAAUGGACGGGCAGAAGCGGAGGUCCGAGGAUGGAAGGCCCCUGGUUGUGUCCCCCCGACUGACCACCUCUCACAUCCACAAGCCAUGACAACAAAAGAUCUGUACACAGACACGGAAGAAGAGGACGAGUUACCGGGCUGCUUGCCACCCUUCAGUCCGCCCAAGAAGCCCGCAGGCCCGCUCUCGGAGGAAGAGGAGUUCGAACUGAUCGCGAAAUGGCAGGCGGGCGGGCUGACGCUGGGCCAACCCAGGUCAUCCGCCGUCACAGACGUCACCGUCAAGUACAAGUCUCGGGAAGAUCUCCUUAACUUCGAGACGUGCGACGAGGAAACUGGAGACGAAGACGUUCCUUUUCACGACCUCUAUGCCGUGAUGGAUGACGUCGACCAGACAUGUGACCGUAUGGAAGACGACUUCGCGGCGUUGGCGCCGGCGAUGGAAGGGGACCACCAUUUCUUCUUCUUCGACGAAGACGACCCAAACUUCCGCGACGAUGCCGAAGAAGACAGCUGGGACCAUUAUGAGUACCCAACUACUCUGUACCCCUACACGAAAGAGAACGGAGGAGUGUGGUACACUACCGAAGAUGACGGGUACCAACACGACCAAGGGCUUACGGAAGAGUCGGACGGAGACAACUCCGGAUCUCUGGAGAAGCAGCAGCGCGUCAGCUCUGGCUACCUCAGCGCCGAUCUGUCCUUCGAGCAGUCUUCGCGGGACGGCAGCACGCAGUUCUCCGACAGCGUCUACAUUCCGAAGGGGUGGGAGAAGUUCCCCAGAGAAAUCGCGAGGCAGAAGUUCGACCUGAAGAAGGACCCAGCCCUGCCGAGCCUCAAGGCGCCGUCCGUGGUCGAAGAAGAACCGAGACCGUACCGGAGGGCCAGGUCGGAGAGAGGGGAGGCGGACCAGUGGGAGGUGUCCCUGGCCGAUGAGAUUCUGCAGGCCGAGGGGCUUCGGUCCGGCUAUCGUCGUCACCGUAGGACCUCCAGGGAGCACCACCGUCCCCGCAUCCUGGACCUUCGCCGGCGGAGCCGCCACGACAGCGGGCCGAUCCCCGGGUCGGUCCGGAUGCCCUCCUUGAGGGACAAGCUGGAGGAGUACCAACGGGAGCUGGAAGUGCACCCCCGCCGAUCGGAGCCGCAGUCUCGUCGCUCCAGUCUGGCAACCACGAUGACGGGGUGGGACAUGACGUCCAUGAGCUACUGUCAGUCACAAGCGGAGACCGCUACGGAGGACGGCUUCAGGCGCAGAAGAUCGGCGCACCACCACCACCGCAGCUCCCGGCGGGAGAGCUACGUCUCCGCCGCCACCACUCCCAGGCCCUCCCGCCCCUCCAGCGGUCGGUCGCACAGGCACCGACACGGAAAGAACAAGGACAGGAAUCACGAAUGGAAGGUCGUGGCUGUUGUUGGUUGCGUGAUCGCAAUAGGCGUCCUCAUAUGGGGCCUAUACGGACAUGGAAGCACCAAGACCACGCCUAUAAAGUUGGAAUAAAGAGCAGAUCCACGAGAGCCCUCGUUAAGUGCUUCAGUGGGAAGGAAGAAAGCUAACGCUGUACGAUUAGCUUACGUCACAGAUAUAUUCUUGACCUAAUAAUCCUUACAUAUAUGCUGUUGUGAUUCCACACAGUGACUUGAAAACAAGCUUGAAACAUGAAACUCGUUCAAUGCGUGCUUUGUGAACCACAAUGAAGUGUGGUGAAACGUGUGAGGACUAUGAAUGGACUGUGUCGGAUGUGAACACAGUAACUUGAUGUUGCGCAUUUUGCUGACUUGUCAUAAUUUAUUAUCCAUAGGACAUUAUUUGAAGGCAGAGUUAUAAUAACUAAUGCGGAAACGUAAAAUAAGUGUGGACGUAACAUUUGUAGUGAUCGUGAAGGAACGUGUACCACAGAAAUAUGGGGUACAUCGUCACAACUUUAAGUGCUUGUUCUAUUUCUAAUCUAACCAAAAUCAUGAUCCAAAUUUUACAUUCAUGUACAGAUCUAUGUACAUGUCAUCUACCUGUAGGACACCGCUGUCGUCAGUCUGAAAAUAACCAUACAUUUAAAAUGGUUCAAAUGUCAGAAUAUACUACAAGACCCAUGCUCUGCAGUUCUAUUUGCUUGAACAUAUUUUUGAGAAUGACCUGAUGUGGAAAUUGUUUUGGAAUGAGAGAUACAAACAGUCUGAUUUUAGCCUAUCAUUGGAGAAAGAAAAGUAGAAAAGGAUACAGUACACCAAAUUAUGUACCUGCAAGCAUCUUUAUUGAACUUUAAAACAUAACAUCGAAUGUACAUUAAAUAGAACAUUUCUCUUGGUUAGAAGAGGUUAAUGUAUUAAUUGUUCUUACACAUAUCACAGUAGGUACAGCCCUUAGUUAAACAUAAACCAGUCACAAAGAUGUUUAUUCACAUACUGAAGUGUCAACAGACUUGCUGCUACAAACCUUAAGAAACACAUAGCUUCAGUGGCUGUUUUACCUAUACAAUUGUAACUUUUUUGGCAGAGUUUGCUGCAUGGCAGCACGUUGUUAGGCUAUACAACAUUGAGUAAGCUGUUUUAUAACACUGACAAUGGAGAAAAAAAGAAACGUUUACAGAAUGCAAAAAUAAAUUUCAUGACAAUACAUUUUGUACAAAGUUAUCAUUUCAUACAAUUUCUACUUGAGGUUAUAGUUUUGAGUUUUACAAAAUUUCUCAGGUGGGAAAAAUCAUAAGCAAGAAAUUGUGCAAAAAUGUUAUGGUUUGGACAAUCUGUCCCACCUCCAAAUUCGUGGAAAAGUUUCAGCAUUUUGUGGCUUCUUGGUGCUAUAUCUGACAGGACAAAACAGGCACUUAGAUAUAAUCUCAUCAACAUGAUACAAUUGCACACAUGAUGAAAAAAA